UAGUAUCAAAGCCCAUUUCUGAUGUUCUUUUUUUAUCUACAGGUGCAGGAGAAUCUGGGAAGAGCACAAUUGUAAAACAAAUGAAGAUUAUCCAUGAGGAUGGAUACUCAGAAGAGGAAUGCCGACAGUACAAAGCAGUGGUUUACAGCAACACCAUUCAGUCCAUCAUGGCUAUCAUCAAGGCCAUGGGUAACCUGCAGAUUAACUUUGGGGAUCCUUCUAGAGCAGAUGAUGCUCGCCAGUUGUUUGCACUCUCUUGCACUGCAGAGGAGCAGGGAAUCAUGCCAGAGGAUUUAUCCAAUGUGAUUCGGAGGCUGUGGGCAGACAAUGGAGUCCAGGCCUGCUUUAAUCGUUCCCGGGAGUAUCAGCUGAAUGACUCUGCAGCUUACUACCUGAAUGAUUUGGAGAGGAUAGCCAGAGUGGAUUAUAUUCCAACCCAACAAGAUGUGCUGAGAACCAGAGUGAAGACUACAGGCAUUGUAGAGACUCAUUUUACUUUCAAGGACUUGCAUUUCAAGAUGUUUGAUGUGGGGGGCCAGAGGUCUGAGAGAAAAAAGUGGAUCCAUUGCUUUGAAGGAGUUACAGCCAUUAUCUUCUGUGUUGCUCUUAGUGCCUAUGACUUAGUUCUGGCUGAAGAUGAAGAGAUGAAUCGGAUGCAUGAAAGUAUGAAGCUGUUUGAUAGCAUCUGUAAUAACAAGUGGUUCACAGAUACUUCCAUCAUUCUUUUCCUCAACAAGAAGGAUCUUUUUGAGGAGAAGAUCAUCCACAGUCCUUUGACCAUCUGCUUCCCAGAGUACGCAGGGGCCAACAAAUAUGAUGAAGCUGCAGGCUAUAUUCAGAACAAGUUUGAGGAGCUGAACAAGAGAAAAGACACCAAGGAGAUCUACACCCAUUUCACUUGUGCCACUGAUACCAAGAAUGUGCAGUUUGUCUUUGAUGCUGUCACUGAUGUCAUCAUCAAAAACAACCUGAAGGACUGUGGGCUCUUUUAGCUCUUCAGAUGGCAUCUACUGAGGAACAUAGAAAGGAUUACUUGAACCGCUCCAUAUGAGGAAGAGGCUGGUGUUGAUGAAGGGAGGACUGCACCAUUUAACAACUUCUGCUUCUUAAGUUUUGUUUCAUUCCUUUAAAUUUUCCUAAUGAUGAGACUUUGGCAAUUCUUCCUGUCCAAAGGACAGGGUCCAUUGCUUCCCCUGCUCUGUGCUGUCUAGAUGCCUCCUGCAGGCCAUUUGUCUUCUCCCUAUGCCCACAAAGCCUUACUAAAGUACCAAUGAUUGGUGACUUGCCAUAGUUGUAACAAUUCCAUAUAUGCCCUUUUUUCCCUCUUCCUUUAACUGAAAUACAGAUGGUAGCAAGUCAGAGGGCUUUGGAUAUGUUUGCCAUGUUCUUUACCUUAUUUUUUAAGAUACAAGGUGGGGUUUGGGGGUGGUUUUUUGUUUUGCUUUGUUUUUGUCCAAGCAACUUUCUGUCUGGCCCUGCCAAAGCAAUCUACAGUCCAUAUGUUUUUUUACCUUCCAUCAAGUGGAGCUCUUGCCAUGGAGCAAGUUUUUCAGCUCCUACCUCUGUAAUUUGCACAGACCAGCAAGAAAACAAAAACAUUCCUUAAGAGUCAAUUAGUGCAGGAAAAGCUGGUCUAUUGUUUUAUAAGAAACCCUUUUUAAAAAAAACGUAUUUAAAAUGUCAAGUAGUAAACGGUUGAGUUGCCCAGUAUGAGCUCAUCUUCUCUAGUAAAUUUGUGCCUUGAGGGUGUCUGUAUGUUUACAUCUGUUCCUUAGUUUGCUUCAACGUGUAUUGUGUUUAGAAUAGAAUGCAGUGG
Molecule: messenger RNA, 1816 nt
Organism: Python bivittatus (Burmese python)
Lineage: Eukaryota; Metazoa; Chordata; Lepidosauria; Squamata; Pythonidae
Source: RefSeq, a predicted model, not a curated record